Messenger RNA from Aphanomyces invadans, 542 nucleotides. RefSeq lists its product as hypothetical. The record is from RefSeq and is a predicted model, not a curated record. NCBI's taxonomy places the organism in Eukaryota, Oomycota, Saprolegniomycetes, Saprolegniales, Verrucalvaceae. Bases 50 to 388 code for a protein of 112 amino acids. Gene Ontology annotation, cellular component: prefoldin complex; cytoplasm. Gene Ontology annotation, molecular function: protein folding chaperone. The transcript has a single exon. Gene Ontology annotation, biological process: protein folding.
UCUGACUGGCAGGAAUUCAUCUCUCUUUCCAUCAAGCACCGACGGAGCGAUGGCGGAAGCGCAGCUGAACGAGCAGCAAGUGAUUGCCACGUACAAAGGCAUGAGGAACGAAGUGCGGCAACUUGCCGAGAAGCAUGCCGAGCUGGAACUGGAGCUCCAUGAACAUCAACGCGUGGCAGACACGUUGAAGGGAUACGACGGCUCCCGCCGUGCGUUCCGUAUGGUGGGCGGCGUCCUCGUCGAGCGCACCGUAGCAGAAGUAUUGCCGGCCGUGGCCAGCAACGCCGAGGGAAUCCAAAAACUCAUCGUGCAAGUCGCGGACCUGCUAAAGCAAAAGGAAGCGGCAGCGAACGCGUGGCAGGCCCAGUACAACAUUCGUUCUCAAUAAACGUUGCCGUUGUUGUCGGAUAGGCGCACUGCUGGACGCUAUGAAUGCAUUUGCGACGCCAUGACUUUCCUCUGUAGCAUGCAAGUCAGUCGAGGCAUGCAAUCGAGAUCGACCCCUUACUUGCAAUGCUAAGUUGAUGGCUUUCACGUGGUCG